Messenger RNA from Arvicola amphibius (Eurasian water vole), 2541 nucleotides. RefSeq names its product synaptotagmin like 3 (gene Sytl3). The record is from RefSeq and is a predicted model, not a curated record. Gene Ontology annotation, molecular function: neurexin family protein binding; small GTPase binding. Lineage: Eukaryota; Metazoa; Chordata; Mammalia; Rodentia; Cricetidae. Gene Ontology annotation, cellular component: exocytic vesicle; plasma membrane. The transcript is spliced from 16 exons. The coding region runs from base 625 to 2457 and encodes 610 amino acids. Gene Ontology annotation, biological process: exocytosis; intracellular protein transport.
GGAUGUCUCCGAUGUCUGGGCCCUUGGUGACGUGGGAUUAGCCACAAGUAGACUGGGGAUAGCCAUGGGAAUCAUCAGCCUAGCCAGACCGGCAGGAAGGAAGGAGACACGGGUCAGAGACUGAAGGACUGACCUUCAUCAGGGCACCUUCCAGAUUAAGGUUUUCAGGUAUUAAACAGGCGGGACUUUUGAUUGUCGCUUCUGCGGACCUGGACGGGUUUUCCUGGGGAAAAUUUGUUGCCAUAAACCUUUGGUGCUCUCCCGUUGCUGUUGUGAACUUCCUCAGGCUGGCGAUUGCUCGUGCUUUGCAGAAGUUAUCUGCUCAGCAGCCAUGCAUCAUUUAUAACAAUCUCUGGCAAAACCUCAGAAAAAGAUACGCUCUUGUGUCAUCAGUGAGCCCAGUGAAAACACUCGCCGGGUGGCGGUGACUCCGGCAGGGGGGCAGCCUCGUGGAGCUUGCUUCUUGGAGGGAGUAUGGCACAGUUGGGAAGGAAGCAAGAGUCACAAGCCAAACAGGGACCCUGGUGAAACCAGAGAGGGGCUCCUGCAGCAUCAAGGGAAGCAGCUGGACUCGGGCUUCUCCGCGGGACCGUGGAUCUCUUCCCUCCGUCGUGGGGAGAGGAAAUGGCCCAUGAAGUGGACCUGGAGUCCUUCAAAGAGUUGGAACGGGAGGUCAUUCUCGGGGUCCUAUACCGAGAUCGGGCUGUUCAAAGCAUAGAGGAGGAAAGGGUCCGGAAAUUGAAAACACACCUGCAGCAUCUUCGGUGGAAAGGGGCGAAGAGCUCGAGCCAGGAAUACAGGGCCAAGUGCUGUGCACGCUGCCAGCGGGCUCUGGGUCUGCUGCUGAACCGUGGGGCCGUGUGCCAGGGCUGCAGCCACCGGGUGUGCUCCGAGUGCCGCGUGUUCCUGCGGAGGACUCACGCGUGGAAGUGCACAGUGUGCUUUGAGGACAGAAAUGUGAAAAUCAAAACUGGAGAAUGGUUCUUUGAGGAGCGAGCCAGGAAAUUUCCAACUGAAGGCAAACAUGAGACAGCUGGGGCGAAGCUCCUGCAAUCUUAUCAGAGGCUGAGCAAAAUCUCUGUGGUCCCUCCGACGCCACCACCGCUCAGCGAGAGCCAGUGCAGUGGAAGCCCUGGCAGGUUACAGGAACUUGGUCACUUCAGAGGAUUUAAUAAGUCCGUGGAAAACUUGUUUCUGUCUGUCACCACCCAGAUGAGAAAGCUCUCCAAGUCCCAGAAUGACAUGACUUCCGAGAAGCAUCUUCUCGCUAUGGACCCCAGGCAGUGUGUGGUCCACACGGAGAGGCGGAGCCAGUCUGACACAGCCGUCAAUGUCACUUCCAGGAAGGUCAGCUCACCCGAUAUUCUGAAAGCAUUCCAUCAAGAAGAUCCCAAACAACCUCCCAGUCCUGUCUUGAAGCAAGGUACUCUCCCGCCCAGUCCGACACACAGCGCUGUCUUCUCUGGAGGCCUGAGACACGGAAGCUUAAUUAGUAUUAACAGCACCUGCACGGAGAUGGGUAAUUUUGACAAGGCUAAUGUCACCGGAGAAAUUGAAUUUGCCAUUCGUUACUGCUUUAAAAGCCGUUCCUUAGAAAUACACAUCAAGACCUGUAAGAACCUUGCCUACGGAGAGGAGAAGAGGAGAAAGUGCAACCCGUACAUCAAGACCUACCUGCUGCCUGACAGGUCAUCCCAAGGAAAGCGCAAGACACAAGUCCAAAAGAACACUCCGGACCCAACUUUCGAGGAAACCUUGAAGUAUCAGGUAGACCUUGCCCAGCUGGUGACCCGGAGGCUGCAGGUCUCUGUGUGGCACCUAGGUACCUUUGCCCGGAGGGUGUUUCUUGGAGAAGUGAUCCUUCCUCUGGCCACCUGGGACUUUGAGGACAGUUCGACCCAGAAUGCCAGGUGGUAUCCACUUCGGGCCAAGGCUGAGAAAUAUGAAGAUAAUAUUCCUCAGAAUAAUGGAGAACUUGCUGUUCGAGCCAAACUGGUCCUUCCUGCAGGGCCAAAAAAUCUCCAGGAGGCCCAAGAAGGCACGGGAGGUCAGUUAUCGCUUAAUGGUCAACUUUGUUUGGUUGUGCUGGGAGCCAAGAAUUUACCCGUGCGUUCGGAUGGUACCUUAAACUCUUUUGUUAAGGGCUGCCUCACUCUGCCAGACCAGCAAAAGCUGCGUGUAAAGUCCCCAGUACUGAAGAAGCAGGCUUGUCCCCAAUGGAAGCACUCUUUCGUGUUCAAUGGUGUGAGCAGCUCUCAGCUGAGGCAGUCGAGCCUGGAGCUGACUGUUUGGGACCAGGCCAUCUUUGGCAUGAAUGACCGCCUGCUCGGGGGAGCCAGGCUUGGCUCAAGAGGCGCGGCGGGUUGUACGGACUCCUGCUCACAGUCCAAACUUCAAUGGCAGAAAGUCCUGUCCAGUCCCAACUUAUGGACAGACAUGACCCUCGUCCUGCACUGAGGUGAAGCCUGAGGCCGACAGAUCACGGUGGAAUCAGACCCACCGGGUCAGCAGUAACCGACGGCAGUUUUGUGGUUAUGGCCA